UCACAAAAGUGAGUCUGCCUCCCCGAGCAGGGAAAGCGAGGCUGCGGCGGCCCCUGGCGGGGUUCCGCUUCCCCGAUGCUGGGAGGAGGAGGAGGAGAAGCGGCCGCGGGAGGGGCUUCCCGGAGCCCAGCCCGCCUCUCUCCCCGCCCAGCCUCCGCCGCCGCCGCGUUGUGUAAGCGGGGCCUGGCGCGCCAGCGGAGGAAGCCCACGCGGAGAGCUCGGCGCCCGGCUGCUUCUUCCUUCCAGCCUGCUCCCCGGACGGGUCAUCGCUUGCGUCUCUCCCCAUUCCGGCCCCGCCUGGGUCUUGUGGUUGGUGCGCAACCUCUCUGCGGUCCCCGGGGCGCGGCCAGCCAUGUCCCAGAAGAGGAGAAAGCGGAAGCCAGCCGAGUCGAAGCAGGAAGGGGCAGAAGAGGGAGCAUUAGUCCCUGAUGGCUUGGAGAGCAACGGGAGGUUGGCAUCCGGGGCACCGCCUGCUGCUAAGAAGGCGGCUGGGGAAGGGGAUGUGGGCAGCAGAGGCUCUGCCGCCCUGGCCGAGGCCGUCAAGCGAGCCCGCCUGGACGCGGCGCCCUCCGUCGCAGAGUUCAAGUACAACAAGAAGCGCGUCCGUCUCAUCUCGCAAGAUCCCAAUCUCAAGGAAGAUGCUCGGGGCAUCCUCUACUGGAUGUCGCGAGAUCAGAGAGUGCAAGAUAACUGGGCCUUUCUCUAUGCCCAGCGACUGGCCCUGAAACAGAAGUUGCCGCUGCAUGUCUGCUUCUGCCUGGUGCCCAAGUUCCUGGAGGCUACCAUCCGCCAUUUCGGCUUCCUGAUCAAAGGCCUCAAGGAAGUGGCCGAGGAGUGCAAGGAACUAAGCAUCCCGUUCCACCUGCUCAUAGGCUUCGCAAAGGACGUGCUGCCUCCCUUUGUGACGACCCACGGCAUUGGCGGGGUGGUGACGGACUUUGCCCCCCUCCGCGUCCCCAUGCAGUGGGUGCAAGAUGUCCAGGCGAGGCUGCCACCUGAUGUGCCCUUUGUCCAGGUCGAUGCUCACAACAUUGUGCCCUGCUGGGUGGCCUCCGACAAGCAGGAGUACGGGGCCAGAACUAUCCGCCGGAAAAUCCAUGACCGGCUAGCUGAGUUUCUCACCGAAUUCCCACCUGUCAUCAGGCACCCUUAUCCCACAGAGUUCCAAGCAGAGCCUGUCGACUGGGACGCCUGCUAUGCCAGCCUGCAAGUCGACCGCUCCGUGAAGGAGGUGACCUGGGCGCAGCCAGGGACAGCUGCCGGCCUGGCGGUGCUGGAAGAGUUCAUCAAGGACCGCCUGAAGUUCUUUGGCACAGACAGGAACAAUCCCAACCGGGCAGCUCUGAGCAACCUCUCGCCCUGGUUCCACUUUGGUCAGAUCUCUGUCCAGAGAGCAAUCCUGGAGGUUCGCAAGCUCCGUAGCCGGUACAAGGAAUCGGCGGAAGCCUUCAUUGAAGAGGCCGUGGUGCGGAGGGAGCUGGCGGACAAUUUCUGCUACUACAACCCGAACUAUGACAAGGUGGAAGGGGCUUAUGACUGGGCCAAGACUACGCUGAAGCUGCACGCCAAAGACAAGCGAUCUCACCUGUACAAACUGGAAGAGCUGGAGGCAGGAAAGACACACGACCCUCUCUGGAAUGCUGCACAGCUCCAGAUGGUUCAUGAAGGGAAGAUGCACGGCUUCCUGAGGAUGUAUUGGGCCAAGAAAAUAUUGGAGUGGACCACUUCGCCAGAAGAGGCCCUGAAAUUCUCCAUCUACCUUAAUGACCGCUAUGAACUGGAUGGCCGGGACCCCAGUGGAUACGUAGGCUGCAUGUGGUCUAUCUGUGGGAUCCACGACCAAGGCUGGGCAGAGCGGGCUGUGUUUGGCAAGAUCCGCUACAUGAACUAUGCUGGCUGCAAGAGGAAGUUUGACGUGGACCAGUUUGAGCGCAAGUACAGCCCUCAAAAGUUCUCCAAGUAAUCCUCAAGUGGCUGAAGGGCAAGGCUUGACGUUGCCUUUUUCACAGCGGCUGAGGCCAGCCUAACGUUACACAACGGCUGUAGUGCAAAAAGGCAGCUUUUGCUCACCCUUUUAAGAUGGUGCAGAACAAGCAGCGACAGUAGGUCAAGCUGCGUUCCUGAAGCCCCGCUCUCUACCUGCUAUGCAAUCCUAAAGCCGCGUGCCACACAGCAGACAGGUUUUGACAAUGUUUCUGCAUGGCAGAAUGGUGGGCGGUAGCAGGAGGAGAUGGCAGCCCAGCAAAGCCACAGAGCCUGGAACCUACGAAUGAGGAGGCGUUUCACGUUCGACGAAAACAGAGACCGCAAAAGCAGCAUGCUUAUUAGUGUAGUUUAUUAUGGACAGCAUUUCUGUGGUUAACAGCAGGUGGAUAUCUGGUUUCUACUCCACCGUUAACUCUUUAUAAAGAACUUUCACAUACCA
Molecule: messenger RNA, 2425 nt
Organism: Podarcis raffonei (Aeolian wall lizard)
Lineage: Eukaryota; Metazoa; Chordata; Lepidosauria; Squamata; Lacertidae
Product: deoxyribodipyrimidine photo-lyase-like
Exons: 10
Coding region: 353-1963 (536 amino acids)
Biological process (GO): photoreactive repair
Molecular function (GO): deoxyribodipyrimidine photo-lyase activity
Source: RefSeq, a predicted model, not a curated record